AUGCAUGACACUCGUCGUCCAUCCGGUGAUGUCGCUUCCCAUCGAAAAGGUCGUUGUGGACGUAAGUUCAAACAUGAAUCGAUUGCGGAGCGGCUGCGCAACGUGCCCAAAGCGAGACGGACUGCGUUUCGGUCUAUUGCGGCGGCCUUGCACAUCUCCCGGUCGACGCUACAUGAUUACUGCAAGCGGGGUAUAUUCGUCAAGUACAAGAGCAACAUCAGGCCAGCCCUCACGGAGGCCAACAAGGCCGUACGUCUGAAGUGGUCCUUGCAGCAUGUCCAUGCAAGCAACGCGGACUUGUUCAACUUUGAGGACAUCAUGAACGUCGUUCCCGUGGACGAAAGUCAAGAACAAGUACUACCUGGAGCCGGACGAGGAGCCACCACACCGCACCUGCAAGUCGAAGCGUCUCAUUACAAAGGUGAUUUUUUUGUCGGCCGUCGCACGGCCGCGAGUGGAUGUCGCAAUCGACCAGCAGGCACUCUUGAAAGCAAGCCAGUCAGUGUCACGCGUGUAGUCGACAAGAAGAUGCUGAUCGAACAAGUGAUUACAGCUAUAAAAGCAAUGUGCCCGGGUGUUGUGACAGACCUGGUGACCAUCCAGCAGGAUGUUCCCCCAUCUGACGCUGACAUCGUGUCUGCUUGUACCAGUGGUGGUUGGAACAUCCGAGUCGUCUACCAGUCGCCCAACUCGCCUGACCUCAACGUGUUGGAUCUUGGGUUUUUCCGUGGCAUCCAGUCAAUCCAGGAGAAGAACCACUCGCGGCGUGUCGACGACAUCGUUGCUGCAACGGAGGCUGCGUGGCUCGAAGUUGACAAAGAAACGUUGAAUUUCAACCUUUGA
Molecule: messenger RNA, 843 nt
Organism: Aphanomyces astaci
Lineage: Eukaryota; Oomycota; Saprolegniomycetes; Saprolegniales; Verrucalvaceae
Exons: 2
Coding region: 1-843 (280 amino acids)
Molecular function (GO): nucleic acid binding
Source: RefSeq, a predicted model, not a curated record